Symbiodinium sp. CCMP2456 is the source of this 2169-nucleotide messenger RNA. The record is from the annotation of a GenBank genome assembly. NCBI's taxonomy places the organism in Eukaryota, Dinophyceae, Suessiales, Symbiodiniaceae.
AUGGGCCGCACUCCGAGCUGCCGUGGCGAUGGAUUAUCAGACGAGGCCCUGGCGCUUAGGGCCCUGAAGCCUGUGAAGCGUCCUGCUGACUGGGGCGCCGAAUUGCCGGAGGAUCCGAUCCUGUGCUCACAAGCACCACCGGCCGUACUAACAGGCCUCGACAAGCCAAAGCCUCCAAACAGUGUGAGCGCGAAGGUCUGGAGAGUUGCCGCUGAUGCCCGGAAUAAAGGUGCAAAGCGACCUCGGAUGACAGCAAAAAGUCGCUCAGUGAAAAGCUUCUCUGACUCUCCCCCGGUGGUUGCGCACCACCUUGACAUGCAAGCAGUCUCAUGCAAUGCCCUAGAUGACGAAAGAAGAGACGAACCCAGAGAGGGCCUCGAAGGGCCCAAAAAGCAGUGCCAGUACAACAUCUUGGCUGCUUUGGGCAUUCCGCACAAAGGCCAGGACAGUUGGACCGAAGUGCAAGGAGCUAAACCACCCAAAUUGCAGGAACAAGUUACUGCACCAAAGGCGAGAAAGAAGCAAGUCCGCUCGAAGGGACAGCAUCCAGCUCGGGAUCUGCUCCGGCAGUUUGCGCUGCUCGCACCUUCGCGCUCCAAGAGCAAGGAUGCCGUGGAGGGAACGGUGGAAGAGCGCACGGACAGUCACUCGGAGGAAGUGGCCUCCGCCCUCCAUGGAAAAGCCUUUCAGGUGCGGCUGAAGACAAUAUCCGGCAAUGUGAAAGUUGCCUUCAGUGGUGCUGCCGCUCGAGCAUUCUAUCGAAGUCUGGGUUUACAGCGAGGUGGCCGAGUACGCCUUCAAGGCUUCACCUCCACGCGUGAAAACGACGUGGAGGUGCUGCGCUUCAAAGAUGUUCACCCUGGCGUGAGCAUCAAAGUAGUGGCCACAGCUGCAAUGUCACUGGAGGGCGAAGAAGUCCUGCAUUUGCAGGACUUGGAGGGGCACCUGGCCAAGGUGAAAAGAGGUGAAGCGAAAGCAGUUGUUUCGGUGCAGGCGUUGGCCGGACGCGUUGGGAAGCUGGAGCGGCAAGAGCUAGCCCUUCAGCCUGGCGAAUUUGUUCCCACCCGGACAAUCCAGCUCCAAUGCCCAUCAUCGAAUCUGGCCUGUGCGUGGCGCCUAUGGGAUGCACAGGCAGAAAAGUUUGGAGCAGAACUACAAGGCCAGCAGCUCGUGAUCAACGGAGCCCGUCUUCGUGAAGCGCGUGGGGAGGCGGAACUGACGGGCUGUGCCGGCUCCUCAGACGAGACGAGUAAUGCUGAUGGAGGCAAGCGUCCAUGCUCCCUUGCAAUGUCAGAAUUUAUGGAAAUGGCCUUCAUCGCAGCUGAGCAAGAAGACGAAGCCAUGGCGCGAAGAAUGAUGCUGGAGGAGAUGGCCUCUUUCGGAUUGGCAGGUCCAUCAAGCUCCAGUUCAAGCUCCUCGCGCCGGCUCAUACCUGACACUUCGGCGAUCACUUUGCGUGCGGUUUGUCCUGCUUGUGGUGAAGCUCAGCAGUUUCGACCACCCCCUCAUAGCACAGGAGUUUUGUCCAUUCGAUGCAAUCGCUGCCACGAGCAGUUCCAGGCAUCUAUUCCUCAACAGGCCGCAGGUGAGAAUGGAUUGUUGCGGGAACGCCCGGCUUUGCAAUUCUGCCGACGCUGUGGCACCCUGAACACUUUCCCGGCCUCAGCAACCGGCCAGCCGCACAGAGUCAGCUGCGGAAACUGCGGCAACGUCACAGAGUUUGAACCACGGCGCGCGAGAGGUGCGCUGGGUGGUGCACAACGAAGCGAGGGCCAGCGAGCACUGCUAGAAGCGAUUUUCAACGACCGUCAGCUUAUGCAAAGCAUGAAUGGUCCAGUGGUCCGCAUUCCAAUGGAUGGCCAGCGGCAAGCUAUCCCAUUGGCACUGCUUGCUGCGCUGAUGGCUGCAGCAGAUGCAGAGAAGUCCAACCCAGCCAGACGUACAGAUGUUGCUUUGUUGCCCACGCGCAAAUUGGAGAAUUUGGAUCAUCUUGGCGACCAGACCAAGUGCCUGGUUUGCCUGGAAGAGUUUGCAGAUGGAGAUGAGGUAAAGACGCUGCCAUGCCUGCAUUUCUACCAUCAGAGGUGUGUCGAUCAAUGGCUUGCCACGGACAACUCUUGUCCGGUAUGCAAGACCCCGAUCGACCAACCGGAAGAUCCUCCGUCCUGA